This is a messenger RNA of Sciurus carolinensis (gray squirrel), 856 nucleotides long. Its product is annotated as ubiquitin-conjugating enzyme E2 R2-like. Gene Ontology annotation, biological process: ubiquitin-dependent protein catabolic process; protein polyubiquitination. Gene Ontology annotation, molecular function: ubiquitin conjugating enzyme activity. Lineage: Eukaryota; Metazoa; Chordata; Mammalia; Rodentia; Sciuridae. The record is from RefSeq and is a predicted model, not a curated record.
CCGGCACCGCCGCCACCACUGCGAUGGCCCAGCAGCAGAUGACCAGCUCGCAGAAGGCCCUGAUGCUCGAGCUGAAAUCCCUACAGGAGGAACCGGUGGAGGGCUUCCGGAUCACCCUGGUGGAUGAGUCCGACCUCUGCAACUGGGAGGUGGCCAUCUUCGGACCCCCCAACACCCUCUACGAAGGUGGCUACUUCAAGGCACAUAUUAAAUUUCCUAUUGACCACCCAUAUUCACCACCUACCUUCAGAUUCUUGACCAAAAGGUAGAAUCCUACUCAGAAUGUGAGGACUAUUCUAUUAAGUGUAAUCUCACUGCUUAAUGAGCCCAACACCUUCUCCCCAGCCAAUGUGGAUGCUUCGGUUAUGUUCAGGAAAUGGAGGGACAGUAAAGGAAAAGACAAAGAAUAUGCUGAAAUCAUUAAACAGGUUUCAGCCACUAAGGCCGAAGCUGAAAAGGAUGGAGUGAAGGUCCCCACAACUCUGGCGGAAUACUGCAUCAAAACUAAAGUGCCUUCCAAUGACAACAGCUCAGAUUUGCUUUAUGACGACUUGUAUGAUGACAUUGAUGAAGACGAGGAAGAGGAAGAUGCCGACUGUUAUGAUGAUGAUGAUUCUGGGAACGAGGAGUCGUGACGUGCUCCUUUGAUGCCCCUGAACUGCCCUGCCGUCUCAGGCCAAAGGGAGGGGAGCAAGUGGGGACCUAGCAGUGGCCCCUCAACAAAAACCUAUUCACCGGGGGUGGGGAAAAAACACAGCUUCUGCUGACUCCCCUUAUGGAUCUCAGUUUGCUCCUUUUUAUGGACCUUUCAUGGAGAGAAAGUAACCCUCCACAGAAUGUCUGAAUUCUUGCAUUC